AUGAAGCCCUUGUCAGUCGCAUCGGCGAUCUUCGGCCUCUUGGCAACCUCUGCAACUGUCAGCGCAUCUCUAUCCACCUCUUCCAAGAUCCAACUCCCCAGCGAUUUCCUGCCGCCCCAAGUCUUGAAGAACGCCAAUCUCGUCCACAUCAUCUCGCUCAAGAAGAACUACGUGAAAGAGCAGGUCAAUGUCCUCGUUGAGAAUGUCUCCAACGAGCCUCAAGAUGAAUACUACCUGCCUUUCACCGCGGACCAGAUGUCGAGGGUUGGCGGUUUCGAGGUGAACGACCGCAAGGAUGACAACGCCGGUCCCUUCGUGGUUGAGGAAGUUGAGUACGACCCAAGCAGUGACAUGCAAUACUACCGCAUUCAGCUGCCUGCUCCCCUCAAGCCUGGCAGCCAACAGACGCUCGGCAUCUCCUUCUACUACCUGAAAGCGUACACGCCUCUGCCCGCCUCCAUUUCUCAGAAUGACGUUCAGUUCCUCGUCUACGACUUCUCCCUCAUCGCCUCGUCCGCCUACCCCACGACGAAGCAAAAGACCGAAGUCAAGGCGCCGUCGUCAAACAUUCCAGAUUACACGGCGAUCACGGGCGAGAAAGCGUCGGAAAAGUUCCCUGUUGUGCAGGGCUCCAAGCUUAUUUAUGGCCCUUUUACCGAGAAAUCCCCCGGUGACGUCUUUCCCGCGCAAGUUCGAGUCGAAUUCAGCAAGCCGGUCACGCACGUCUCGAACCUCGAGCGCGAUAUCGAAGUGAGCCACUGGGGAGGCAACGUCGCGUUUGAGGAGAGAUACACGAUGUACCAUCGAGGUGCGAACCUGUCGAAACCCUUUAACCGUGUUGAUUGGGCCCAAGCCAGGCAUGCUGGGACCCCCACCUCGGCGUUGCAGGAUAUUCGCGUCCCGCUCCAGGUGGGAAGCAUCGAUCCCUACUUUACCGACGUCAUUGGCAACGUGUCGACUUCCAGAUUUAGGAGCAACAAGCGCGAGGCAUUGCUUGAGCUCCAGACGCGAUACCCCAUUUAUGGUGGUUGGAAAUAUCCCUUCACCAUCGGGUGGAACUCCAACGCAGCCAGCUUGGUGCGCAGGACGCCUUCCGGCGGCUACGUCCUAAAGGUCCCGUUUCUCGAGGGGCCCAGACAGGUCGAGGGUGUCGAGUAUGAGCGCAUCAACAUUCGUGUGCUGCUGCCAGAGGGGGCCACGAACGUCAAGGCAUUCACGGGCGUACCGGAAUCGGCCAUCACCGAGUACUCGGUUGGUGUCCAUAAAACCUUCUUGGACACGGUUGGUCGAACAUCGGUGACCAUCAAGGCGCGAAACCUGGUCGAUGAGUUUCGGGAUCGCGACAUCAUCAUCACAUACAAUACCACGCUCUUUGGAACGCUGCGCAAACCUGCCGUCGUCUUUACCAGCAUGUUGGCCGUGUGCUUUGCCGCCUGGGCAGUCGGCCAAGUGAAGCUAGGAUUCUCCUAG
Molecule: messenger RNA, 1470 nt
Organism: Drechmeria coniospora
Lineage: Eukaryota; Fungi; Ascomycota; Sordariomycetes; Hypocreales; Ophiocordycipitaceae
Product: oligosaccharyltransferase alpha subunit
Exons: 3
Coding region: 1-1470 (489 amino acids)
Cellular component (GO): oligosaccharyltransferase complex; membrane
Source: RefSeq, a predicted model, not a curated record